GAACCAUCUUCGGCUGCGCCACUGCUCUAACCUAAACCUCGAUUCUAGUAGAAGCCUCUAGAACCCUAUCCUUCGUUGCCUUCCCUUCCCUUCCCUCUAUUUAAAACCUCUUUCUCACUCAAAUCUUCAAAAGGCCACUGAAUCUCUUUCCCUUCUCAUCCUUCCUGAAUUCCCCCAAUUCUCUUUGCGCGAUUUCUCUUUCUACCUUCCCCAAGCUGCAUCCAAUGGAAGACGACUUCGACCUCCCCACUGCCGGCGACGACAUGAUGAACGAAGACCUCGAUCUCGGCGAUGACGCUCCCGCUCUCAAAGUCGGCGAGGAGAAGGAGAUCGGAAGUCAAGGCUUGAAAAAGAAGCUCGUAAAGGCAGGUGAAGGCUGGGACACUCCCGAUAAUGGCGAUGAGGUGGAAGUUCACUACACGGGGACAUUGCUGGACGGGACCAAGUUCGAUUCUAGUCGGGAUAGGGGGACGCCUUUCAAAUUUACCCUUGGUCAAGGACAAGUAAUUAAAGGAUGGGACGUGGGGAUCAAGACGAUGAAGAAAGGAGAAAAUGCAGUUUUCACAAUUCCUGCCGAUCUGGCUUAUGGUGCUUCAGGCUCCCCACCGACUAUUCCCCCAAAUGCCACCCUUCAAUUUGAUGUUGAAUUGCUCUCUUGGAGUAGCGUCAAGGACAUCUGCAAGGACGGUGGAAUAUUCAAGAAGAUCGUUGUUGAAGGAGAGAAAUGGGAAAACCCCAAGGACCUGGACGAAGUGUUUGUGAAAUAUGAAGUUCAGCUCGAGAAUGGUACUUUUGUUGCCAAGUCUGAUGGAGUAGAGUUUACUGUCCAGGAAGGUCACUUCUGUCCUGCUCUGGCAAAGGCUGUGAAGACGAUGAAAAAGGGAGAGAAAGUUGUUCUUACCGUGAAGCCGCAAUAUGGAUUUGGAGAAAGUGGGAAGUCGGCAUCUGCUGAUGGAGGUGCUGUCCCCCCUAAUGCGACGUUGCAGAUAACCCUUGAGCUGGUUUCAUGGAAGACUGUAUCUUCCGUAACUGAUGACAAGAAGGUCAUCAAGAAAAUAGUGAAGGAAGGAGAGGGAUAUGAGAAGCCUAAUGAUGGCUCCGUUGUUCAAUUGAAAUUGAUUGGGAAGUUGCAAGAUGGUACAGUGUUUCUGAAGAAAGGUCAUGAGGAUGGUCAAUUGUUUGAGUUUAAAACUGAUGAAGAGCAAGUGAUUGAUGGGCUGGAUAGAGCUGUGAUGACAAUGAAGAAAGGUGAGGUGGCUCUGCUGACCAUUGCCCCAGAGUACGCAUUUGGGACCUCCGAAUCAAAACAGGAUUUGUCUGUCGUGCCUCCCAACUCAACCCUCCACUAUGAGGUUGAAUUGGUUUCAUUUGUCAAGGAGAAGGAAUCCUGGGACAUGAACACACAGGAGAAAAUUGAAGCUGCCGGCAAAAAGAAGGAAGAAGGAAAUGUACUUUUCAAGGCUGGUAAAUAUGUAAGGGCCUCUAAGAGAUAUGAGAAGGCAGUAAAAUUUGUAGAAUAUGACACAUCCUUCAGUGACGAGGAGAAGAAGCAAUCUAAGGCACUGAAAGUUGCUUGCAAUUUGAAUGAUGCAGCUUGCAAGCUGAAACUGAAAGAUUAUAAAGCAGCAGAGAAGUUAUGCAGCAAGGUGCUGGAAAUGGAUAGCCGCAAUGUAAAAGCUCUGUAUAGGAGAGCCCAGGCCUACAUCCAGUUGGCGGAUCUGGAGCUGGCAGAGUUUGACAUCAAGAAAGCUCUUGAGAUCGAUCCGAAUAACAGGGACGUGAAGCUGGAGUACAGGACUUUGAAGGAGAAGAUGAGAGAGUACAAUAAGAAGGAUGCCAAAUUCUAUGGGAAUAUGUUCGCCAAGAUGAAUAAGAUGGGCCCUCUAGAUUCCAAUAAGGAGGUGCCAAUGAGCGUGGACAGCAAAGCAUAAGAAGGGAAAGAAGCAGAUUGUGGAUGAGGAUGGGAAAUUGGGAAUCAUUGAGAGCUUGUACUGCUGCUAUUGUACCAAUCUUUGUUUGGGAUUGUUGGUUGCUUUUGCUUUCUUGUGUUUUCUCCCCUUCUCUCCUGUUUGUGUCCCCUUUCGCCUCUUGAUGGGUAGCUCAAUUAGAAACUGGUAGAGACUUGUUUUGGCUUGGUGUAAUGGACAACUACUUAAGAAAUCCUAAUUCAACAAUAAGCACCAGUUUUUUCUUUGACGUCUCAGAAGCGACGUAUCUGUAGCAAAUGAUGUGUCCGAUUAUACAUUCAAAUAAUAAUUCAAGGGCAGGACGUCACAGAAGCAAAAA
Linum tenue is the source of this 2286-nucleotide messenger RNA. NCBI's taxonomy places the organism in Eukaryota, Viridiplantae, Streptophyta, Magnoliopsida, Malpighiales, Linaceae. The record is from the annotation of a GenBank genome assembly.